UUACUGUUGAAGUUUGGCGGGUUCUACAAGAGCAGAUUCGGGAAUUUCGGGUUGCACGGGUGGUAAGAGUUCGAAGGAGCCAGAUAAUUAUUUUACAGAGGGACCUUGUGUGGAAUCUCAUUGAGCAAACAUGGAAGAUGAUGCUGAUUUAGACCUUUUAACAUCAUUAUUGGAGGAGAAUGAAGCUGCGGAGAGAAGUAGUGCUGAGCAUGCAGGGCAGCCCAGUAUCUCAAGUGAUGAGUACGAUGAACUUUUUGAUGGGGAUGAGGAUGGAUCUUACCAUGAAAGUGAUAAUGCAGCAGAAGGACAAGAUGUCGGGGAGGUGAAAGAAGAUUUCUUAACCUUGUUUGGAGAUAUCGAUGACCUUGACGAGCAAUCUUCUAAUGAACCUUUAUCUAAAUCAGAUCACCAUCUAUCCGCCACCAGCCAUGAGAAAUCAAAGCAGGAACUGGAAGAUGAACUAAGGAAAAUGCAGGAGCGCAUGCAAAGAUUGCAGGAACAACUACAACAAACUGCACUUGCAAAGACUCCAAAUGCUGACCUCCCAAAGAAAUCACCUAGAGACCACAUGAGGACAUGCGGUAAGCCAGCAACAAAGGUCCGGUCCAGUCCCUUAAUGGAAAGAAACCCCAAGACUGUGCAGGAAUCAAGCUGUUUUGCUGCUCAGCUCAGUAGCCCACCUGCAUCAAAAUCCCAGGAAACAUUGAAGAGAAAACUCUCUUCAUCAGUGAAUAAAACUCCUCCACAAAAAAGAUCUCCCACUACCCAUCAACCAGAAAAGUCAAUUGCCAAGCCCAGUCCUUCCACAGGAACUCCCGGAAAACUCCCUGUUAGUCCACAGAUUUCUAUUGAGAAAUUUUCUGGCCUCAGACUCAGGAGACCAAGAGUAUCAUCUGUGGAAAUGGAACGCAAAAUGAAUGGACGGAAGCUAAUAAGACUGUCUCAAUUACAAAGCAAAAUUGCAGCUGGGAAACUAGAAGAUGAAGAUUGGGUUACAUUUGGUGUAGUUCUGAAAAAAAUUACUCCUCAAAGCACCAAUAAUGGGAAAACUUUCAGCAUUUGGCGACUGAAUGACUUGAAGAGUUUGGAUUCGCACAUUUCCCUUUUCUUAUUUGGUGAUGUACACAAAGAACACUGGAAAACAGAUCAGGGGACGGUUAUUGGCAUCCUUAAUGCUAAUCCAAUGAAACCAAAAGAAGGCUCUGAUGAGAUUUGCAUAUCUGUUGACAACCCUCAAAAAAUACUGCUGUUGGGAGAAGCUAUGGAUUUAGGAACGUGCAAAGCUCGCAAAAAGAAUGGUGAUCCUUGUACACAAAUGGUCAACCUGAAUGACUGUGAAUUCUGUCAGUAUCAUGUGCAAGCUCAGUACAAGAAGGUCAGUGCCAAGAGGGCCGACUUACAGUCCAGCUAUUCUGGCCAUGUUCCAAAGAAAACAGCCAGAGGUGGAAACGGCCUGAGAGAGCGGCUGUGUCACAGUGGCUUUCACUAUGGCGGUGUUUCUUCCAUGGCAUAUGGAGCCUCUCUUGCUACAGCUGCAGCACCCAAGAAAACUGUCCAGACAACACUGUCUAAUAUGGUGGUUAAGGGAGCAGCAGCCAUUGCCUUAGAAGCACGGCAGAAAGUAGCUGCUGCUCUGCAAAGCUCCGAUGAGCUCAAGCAGUUAAUGAGUACACCAACGCCUGGAGCGCUUAACUUAAAAAAACAUUUGUCUAAUAUAAAAGUACAAGGGAAUAUCACAAACCAAGGUCCAUCUGUUCAGUCAAUAUCUGCCGCAGAACUUCUGAAACGACAAAAGCAGAUGCUGCUGGAUGCAAGGAAGAAGCGUGCAGAAGAAAUUCAGAAAAGAUUUCUUGACAGCAGUGACAAGUCUGAGCAAUUGGGUACAGUGACAACCAUAGGAGCUACAGCAUUACAGUCUCCAAAGCCAGCUGCAGUAUUUCCUAAUGAGCAGAAGAUGACCACCCCCAAGUUGGGCCGUGGUUUUGCUGAAGGAGAUGAUGUUCUUUUCUUUGAUGCCUCCCCUCCCAGUGCACCAAAGCUGAGUGUUUCUGCAGAAGCUAAAAAGCUUCUAGCCAUUCGGAAACUACAAGCAAAAGGCCAAACUCUUACAAAGGUGGACCCAAAUGGCAUCAAAAGGAAACAUGCCAGCUCAACAGAUGUUGAGCAGGUGGUUAAAAGGGUGGAUAAGCACUUACUGUCACCUGAAGCUCCAGAUGAGCUGGAACCUGCCAUGAAGAAACGUAGGGAGCAACUGGCCUAUAUGGAGUCUGAAGAGUUCCAGAAUAUUCUCAAAGCCAGGUCCAAGCACACUGGAGUCCUCAAAGAGGCAGAAGCAGAGAUUCAGGAAAAAUAUUUUGAACCUCUUGUGAAGAAGGAGCAACUGGAAGACAAGAUGAGGAGUAUUAAAGAGCAAAAGUGUCGUGUAGUAACCUGUAAAACGUGUAAAUUCACACAUUAUAAACUUCUGGAUACUUGCGUUAGCGAAAACCAUGAUUUCCACUGGCAUGAUGCUGUGAAACGUUUCUUCAAGUGUGCCUGUGGCAACAGAACCAUUUCUCUGGACAGACUGCCCAAGAAGAACUGCAGCAACUGUGGGCUCUUCAAGUGGGAGAGAGAUGGCAUGCUUAAGGAGAAACGUGGACCGAAAAUUGGAGGAGAAACACUAUUGCCAAGAGGAGAAGAGCACGCUAAAUUCCUUAAUAGUCUCAAAUGAGCUCGUAGGACAGACUCUCCUUUUGAAUGACACGUGAUAUUCAUUCAUGGGUUACGGGUAUGUGUGCUGUGUCUCAGAAC
Spea bombifrons (plains spadefoot toad) is the source of this 2793-nucleotide messenger RNA. It is a transcript of the gene MCM10, whose product is annotated as minichromosome maintenance 10 replication initiation factor. The coding region runs from base 131 to 2713 and encodes 860 amino acids. Gene Ontology annotation, cellular component: replication fork protection complex; nucleus. Gene Ontology annotation, molecular function: single-stranded DNA binding; DNA replication origin binding. The record is from RefSeq and is a predicted model, not a curated record. The transcript is spliced from 20 exons. Gene Ontology annotation, biological process: DNA replication initiation; DNA replication. Lineage: Eukaryota; Metazoa; Chordata; Amphibia; Anura; Pelobatidae.